ACGUGAAGUCGCCGCAGUGUCUGAUGGGCCUGUUCCGCCGCCAGGCACUGUUGCCGCUGGAGGACCACUCGUUACUGCUGCCGGCGUCUCUGCCGGCGUCUCUGCCGCCUCAUGGCGGCCAUCGGGGUUCACCUGGGCUGCACAUCAGCCUGUGUGGCCGUCUAUAAGGAUGGCCGGGCUGAUGUGGUUGCAAAUGAUGCAGGAGACAGAGUUACUCCAGCUGUGGUUGCUUACUCAGAAAAUGAAGAGGUUGUUGGAUUGGCAGCAAAACAAAGUAGAAUAAGAAAUAUUUCAAAUACAGUAAUGAAAGUAAAGCAGAUCCUUGGCAGAAGCUCUGAGGAUCCACAGGCUCAGAAAUACAUCAUGGAAAGUAAAUGUUUAGUCAUUGAAAAAAAUGGGAAAUUGCGAUACGAAAUAGAUACUGGAGGAGAAACAAAAUUUGUCAACCCAGAAGAUGUUGCCAGACUGAUAUUUAGUAAAAUGAAAGAAACGGCACAUUCUGUCUUGGGCUCAGAUGCCAAUGAUGUAGUUAUUACUGUUCCAUUUGAUUUUGGAGAAAAGCAAAAAAGUGCUCUUGGGGAAGCAGCCAGAGCUGCUGGGUUUAAUGUUUUGCGGUUAAUCCAUGAACCAUCUGCUGCUCUUUUGGCUUAUGGAAUUGGACAAGACUCCCCCACUGGAAAAAGCAAUAUUUUGGUAUUCAAACUUGGAGGAACAUCCUUAUCUAUCAGUGUCAUGGAAGUUAACAGUGGAAUAUAUCGUGUUCUUUCAACAAACACUGAUAACAUUGGAGGUACACAUUUCACAGAAACCUUAGCACAGUACCUAGCUUCUGAGUUUCAGAGAUGCUUCAAACAUGACGUGAGAGGAAAUGCGCGUGCCAUGAUGAAACUGAUGAACAGUGCUGACACUGCAAAGCAUUCUUUGUCAACCUUGGGAAGUGCCAAUUGUUUCCUUGACUCACUGUAUGAAGGUCAGGAUUUUGACUGCAAUGUGUCCAGAGCAAGAUUUGAACUUCUCUGUUCUCCACUUUUUAAUAAAUGUAUAGAAGCAAUCAGAAAACUCUUAGAACAAGGUGGAUUUACAGCAGAUGAUAUCAACAAGGUUGUCCUUUGUGGCGGAUCUUCUCGAAUCCCAAGGCUGCAGCAAAUGAUUAAAGAUCUUUUCCCAGCCGUUGAGCUUCUAAAUUCUAUUCCUCCUGAUGAAGUUAUCCCUAUUGGUGCCGCUACAGAAGCAGGAAUCCUUAUUGGGAAAGAAAACCCUUUAGUGGAAGACUCUCUUAAGAUAGAAUGUUCAACCAAAGAUAUUUUAGUUAAGGGAGUUGACGAAUCAGGAGCCAACAGUUUCAAAGUACUGUUUCCAUCAGGGACUCCUUUGCCAGCCCGAAGACAGCAUACAUUACAGGCCCCUGGAAGUAUAUCUUCAGUGUGUCUUGAACUCUAUGAGUCUGAGGGGAAGAACUCCACAAAAGAGGAAAAUAAGUUUGCACAGGUUGUGCUCCAGGAUUUAGAUAAAAAAGAAAAUGGAUUACGUGACAUAUUAGCUGUUCUUACUAUGAAAAGGGAUGGAUCUUUACACGUGACGUGCACAGAUCAAGAGACUGGAAAAUGUGAGGCAAUCACUAUUGAAGUGGCAUCUUAGUGCUUUAGAGAAACCACACAUUUUUUAGAACCAGAAUAUCAACUUUAUUUGGUUUUGUUUGUAAGUGAGGUUUAUAUUAAAAUACUUUUUGAAUGAA
Messenger RNA from Camelus dromedarius (Arabian camel), 1735 nucleotides. It is a transcript of the gene HSPA14, whose product is annotated as heat shock protein family A (Hsp70) member 14. NCBI's taxonomy places the organism in Eukaryota, Metazoa, Chordata, Mammalia, Artiodactyla, Camelidae. The coding region runs from base 112 to 1638 and encodes 508 amino acids. Gene Ontology annotation, cellular component: cytoplasm; cytosol; nucleus. The transcript is spliced from 14 exons. The record is from RefSeq and is a predicted model, not a curated record. Gene Ontology annotation, molecular function: ATP binding; ATP-dependent protein folding chaperone.